CCGAUCUUUCUGCAACCAUAAGCCAAUCUGAAACAAUUUUAUAUUCUACCAAAAAAUCUAAAAAUGGCUUCCACAAAGCUUAGAAGUUCAUGUUCCUUCCCAAACCUUCUCCUCUCUUGUUUAAACUUCACUCUCUUUAUCCUCUCUGCGGCUUCUCUAGCUCCAAUCAUUCUCAUUAAAAUGCCACCUACUUCUUUUGGCAUGGCAUUCAUCGCAGUCUCUUGCAUCUCAUUGCUCUCCUCUUUUGUGGGUUUCUACUCUCGGCUUACUCACUUCUGCUUCAUAACCCAUGUUUCGCUUCUCCUUUCCUCGCUGAUCGGGCAAUUACUCACCAUAUUGGCCUUAUUCACCAGAGAAAGAUCAAGCAUUUCCUUGCUCAAGUCAGCAAGGGAUCCGAAAGAGACUAAGGUUUUGGUGAGAUUAGAAUGUGGAAUCUCGAUGGCAAUGUUUCUGAUCCAGCUGAUAGUGUUUGUAUUGAGCUGUGUUAUUCAUAGCUAUUGGGUGAGAGAGUACGAGGAAAUCGAAGCGGAGAGAGAGGUGACGGCGAGGAAGAGGAAUCGGAGGAUUGCUCAAAUACAAGAGGAAUCCAUAGCCAAUGCAACCAAGAUUGCAGAAACUAAAGCUAAAGAGUUGGAUGAAAAGAUGAAGAGCCAAUAUGGGCAGUGGUGGGUUAAAAAUGAUUUUGAAGGCUAAACGCCCCAUCAUUUGUCCCUUACUACCUCUUGGAUGGUGUACAAAUCUAUGUGCCUGUUGUUGCUUGUCUUCUUAAUUAUAGGUCACCAUACAGGUGGCCGGUUGAUUUGCACUACGUUGUUUGGUUAUUCAAGUUAUCCCUUAUUUUUUUAAA
This is a messenger RNA of Mangifera indica (mango), 847 nucleotides long. RefSeq lists its product as uncharacterized. The record is from RefSeq and is a predicted model, not a curated record. Lineage: Eukaryota; Viridiplantae; Streptophyta; Magnoliopsida; Sapindales; Anacardiaceae. The transcript has a single exon. The coding region runs from base 64 to 693 and encodes 209 amino acids.